This is a messenger RNA of Selaginella moellendorffii, 3272 nucleotides long. RefSeq lists its product as uncharacterized. Lineage: Eukaryota; Viridiplantae; Streptophyta; Lycopodiopsida; Selaginellales; Selaginellaceae. Gene Ontology annotation, molecular function: protein kinase activity; protein binding; ATP binding. The transcript has a single exon. The record is from RefSeq and is a predicted model, not a curated record. Gene Ontology annotation, biological process: protein phosphorylation; signal transduction. The coding region runs from base 168 to 3119 and encodes 983 amino acids. Gene Ontology annotation, cellular component: cytoplasm.
CUUUCUUUCCCAAACCAAACCCUAAUUUUGUGGAGGAGGGAGGAGAGCUCGGCUAUGGCGGCAGCGAGGGCUUUUUCUCCUCUUCCUAGCUUGCGGCGGGCGCCACGGCAACGAGCGGCCGCUCGGAUUCCAAGCUGACAUCCAUCCCAGGGGAUUGUUCUGGGUGCAUGGCCUCCUUAACAUCAAAAUUUGAGCUGGAGUCAUCUGUUUCAGAUUCGGAGUACUUGAUAUCGCGGUAUGAAGCCGCUAUGAAGGCUUGGGAAGAUCUAAGGGAUCCAGCAGUAGCUGUUGACUUGUACAGACGCGCAGAGACAUAUCUGCUGGACACUCUAAAGCUGGAUUCUGUAGGGAGCAUCGAUGGCGGAAACUUUGGAAAAAUCUUUAAAGGUACGCUGAUGGAGAGCCAUGGAGAGAGGUUUGAGCUUAGCAGAGGGCCUUGGGUUAACGCAAAGAGGCACCAAACGCCGUCAAGGUCCAUUUUGAAAGGCGACCACAGCGAGAAAAUGAUAACAGUCGCUGUUAAGAAAAUCGACACUGGCGAAGUUGAACUGGAUGAGGUUGUGGAAGUCUUGAGGGAGGCCUGCAAUGUAAGGGUGCUACAAGGAACCAGGAAUGUGGUGCAUGUCUAUGGGGUUACCCGCAACAGCGAUCUCAAUGGCGUCUGCAUCGUCAUGGAGCUCGUGGAAGGCCCGCACGGUGAUCUUAGCAGGUUUCUUAAGUCUCGGGGUCCGGGCUUGGAAGAGCUUCCAUCUUGGUGGAAGACAAAGCUGGAAAUCUUCAUGGAGGUGGUGGUGGGAGUAAAGACUUGCCAUCGAAAUGGCGUUUACCACGGAGAUCUCAAAGGUAGAAACGUGCUUUUGGACAGCUUCUGCACGCCCAAGCUCGUAGACUUUGGAUUCAGCUUCAGGGUGAGAGACGUUGACUACCUCAACUCGCUGGGCGGGUCGCUGUUCUGGAUAUCGCCUGAGGUUUCAGAUGCGCUGGAUGAUCCAGAAGGCUUUAAGCUCAUUGUGGACAAUCCUUUCCCAUCAGAUGUAUACUCCUUGGGCAUGCUAUGGAUCGAGAUGUCCUGGGAUGGUUUCAUCCCUGAUGGCCCUGAGAAGCGUGAUGAGAUCAAGGAAAUUAUUGACAACAAGAGAUUCCCAGGCUGUCCAGUGACUCUUGAAAUUCCACCAGGCUUGAAACAGCCUGUGAUCGAGCCAGUUUUUGACGAGCUCUUUGCCAUGGUUGACGGCUGCUGCCAGGACCGUACAAAUAGAUUCUCCCUGGAGCAGUGCCUGGAACAUGCACACGCUGCUUAUGAUAAGCUAUGGAAUGUCGUCCGAUGCGACAGCUGCAACAACAACAACAACGAUGAUCUUGCAUUCGUUUCGUCGCCAGAGUACAGGGACAUGCUCAACCGUCUCAGGACAAGGUUCCCUAACGUUCUGGACGCUUUCGUUGAGCAGCCAAGCAAGAACAUGGUGGUGGACAUUGACGGGAACACGCUGCUACAUCUCUUUUGCAAGAUUGAUUUCAAAAUGGGCGUCGAGUAUAUCAUGGACAGAGCGGGGGUCACUUGGAGUUUCAACCCUGAAAGGGAUGUUUCCCGACUGUGCAGCAUCUGCGCCCGGCCAGGGAGUCCAGCUGUGCUGCGCUUCCUGGCCAGCAAAUGGAGAGACAUCGUUGUGCAGGAAGAGUGGCUACUGCACGAAGCAUGCGAUGGCCAAAGUGACGAGGUACUGUCCUAUCUUCUCUACGAUUUAGGAAUGGACUACGAUACAUGGCACCCGAGCAGCAACCUGAAACCGCUGCACAGAAUGGCGCAUCAAGGCAACACCAAACUGAUGAGAAUCCUGCUUGACUAUGUGCAGCAGCCCGACUACGUCAAUGUAGCGCUGGUUAACGAGUUCCAUACUCCACUUUCGUAUGCCAUCGAAGGUGACAAGGUGGGAGCGGUCAUGUUCCUGCUUGAAAGAGGGGGGACUCUGGGAACGACACAUGCGAAUGACCCGCAUUUUUUGAGAGAGUUGUUUUACCAUGCCAUGGACUUCUGGAGCUUAGCCGUGAUGACAGCGUUUCUGGAGCUGGACGUUUUCGUGAUUGAUGCAGCUUCCAAUGAUGGGAUAACUAGUUCUACAGCAAAGGUGGCGCAGCUGUUUCGACACAGGCAUCAUAUCGAGCCCCAACACCGGGCUUUUCUGCCACUUCUUAGGAUUUUUGUGGAGGCAUGUAAGAUGUAUGGAGUGGAGCCUUUCAGCCAUGCAUGCUCGAGAGAUGGGGACUGGUCAGUCUUCCAACUCCUCAUCUCGCAUUGGAAGGAUCCAGCCCGACAUGAUCGCGUUGAAGACAGGUUGUGGAGGAGCCUGGGGGCAAAUGGAAGCAGGGAAAUGGUUGAGUACGCAGCCGGGGUGCUCGACUUUGACGGCUGGUCCUUUGCCUGCCUUGCGCGAGCCGCCCGGCAGAAUGCUGAAGUGCUAGCCGUCUUGACAGAGAUGGGGAAACUCCCACACGACACCGAUGACGAGAGAAAGGAUGAAAGCAGUACUAGCGCCUACCAGACGGGGGAGCUUGAGGAAGCAAUUGAGAAGGGUGACGUUCAUCUCGUUUUUGACAAGCUGCAUAGCCUCCUCCGUUACGAGGAGGAUUACACGGACGUGAUCGCCAGUUUGGACCUUAACCAGGUAAUUGAUACCGAGGGAGGGGUGUUGGAAAAGCUGAGGAAGCUGAUACAUGAGCUUUCUUCCAAGGAGGAGUGGGCAGACUUGGGACAAUCUCUCAUGGCCGCGUGUGCUUUCAAAGGGGAAAAGGCCAUGGUGGAACUCCUUAUAAGUGAAGGUGGUGUUGUGCUGGACGGGCUAGAGUAUCACCAUGAUCAAGUGUCAACACCACUGUUGCAAGCAGUUGCUAGUCAGGACAGUGAGAUGGUGGAACUGCUACUGAGGGCGGGUGCGAGGCCCAACGCCGGAACAUCGGGAGAAACUGCAAUGGACAUUGCAGCGCGAUGUGGGAACCAAAGAAUUGUUCGGCUGCUCAUCCGCUAUAACUUUGACACGGGCAUGAGGGACAAGAACAAUGCAGCGUACAUGGACAUUGUGGCAUACAUGACUUCGAGGAAAUGGAAGAGGCAAAUUGGAUGAAAUCGAACAUCACAAAGUUUCGAUCGAAUUUGGAGGAAAGAGAUUGUAAUGUUUGUUGGUUUGAUUCGAUUCCACCUCCACAAAGGAGACUGAUGUUGCAUCACAACAACUCAUUCUUUUAGUGCUCCCAAACAUUGGGGGAUAUCCACAUCA